AUGUCCAGCAACCGGCACCUCCUCUUUGUGGCGCCCUUUUCUGAAUCAUGUUUUGAUAGCAAGGAAAUUCUUGCCCCUGCAACAUGCAUAGUCGUAUCCGUAACAGCUUCUACCACGCAAGGUAAAUCGUUAGAACCAGAAGAACUGAAUGCUGUGCGGGAGGCGUGCGAUCUCGCUGAGAAACUGCAUACGGACAGGAUUUCCAUGUAUCGGCUCAUCGAAGUGCGAAUGUCCUUAAUUGCUCCAAACCUCGUUCACUUGUUAGGAGCAGCUACCACUGCGCUGCUGGUAUCACAAGCCGGUGGAUUGGCCCCUCUUUCAAGAAUGCCCGCGUGUAACAUCCAAGUGCUUGGCCGUCAAAAGCGAUCAUUGGCUGGAUUUUCGUCUACCACAGCUCUGCCGCAUGCUGGAUUCGUUUAUUUCCAUCCGCUUGUACAGUCUAUGCCGCCAGAUUUAAAAUCGUAA
Molecule: messenger RNA, 465 nt
Organism: Strongylus vulgaris
Lineage: Eukaryota; Metazoa; Nematoda; Chromadorea; Rhabditida; Strongylidae
Source: the annotation of a GenBank genome assembly